AUGCAGGGUGCUUUCAAGAAUGACUUGAUUGGAAUGGAGUUUGAUCCCUUGGAACCUCGGGGUCCAAAACUGAAAGGAGAAUUCAUCCUCAAAACCAUGUUUUGGAUUGAAGUUGAUAACUCAAAGUGGUGGGACCUAGCUGCAAUCGAGAGAGCUUCACCUUUUCUUUAUGGUAUCUACGCCAGGCAAACUCUGCAGCGUAUCAAGAAGCGGCCUUCGUUCAGGAAAGGACCAUCUUUCCCUUCCAAGCGCCACCAAUCACUGCAUCCCUUGUCUCCUCAAGAGGAUCUCAACUCACUUGUUCAUUAG
This is a messenger RNA of Sphenostylis stenocarpa, 309 nucleotides long. The record is from the annotation of a GenBank genome assembly. Lineage: Eukaryota; Viridiplantae; Streptophyta; Magnoliopsida; Fabales; Fabaceae.